AUGGCCCGAGUGAAGCAGACAGUACGACGAAACAUUGGCUACAAAGUGCCUCGAAAGAUGCUUGCCACAAAGGCUGCUCGCAAAUCUGCUCCGACCGCUGGAGGCGUGAGAAAGCCCUAUCGCUACCGUCCUGGAACCAGAGCACUGCUAGAAAUUCGCAAGUACCAGAAGUCUACAGACUUGUUGAUUCGAAAGGCUCCGUUUCAGCGUCUAGUCCGACAGAUUGCAAAGACAUUCAAGGAGGAUCUUCGAUUCCAGUCAACUGCCGUUCUGGCCCUCCAGGUAAAAACCGUCUCGAUCGUCGGCUUGGAGCGAGGAGGACUCGUACAAUCGCUUUUGGACGCAACCGCAUCUCACUGCUUGCUUCUGCCCAAACCGUUCUUUCGCACGCAGGAGGCCAGCGAGGCCUAUCUGAUUGGACUUUUCGAAGACACCAAUCUUUGCGCGAUUCACGCCAAGCGCGUGACUAUCAUGCCGAAAGACAUGCAGCUUGCCCGCCGCAUCCGUGGAGAACGUGCCUAG
Messenger RNA from Seminavis robusta, 522 nucleotides. The record is from the annotation of a GenBank genome assembly. Lineage: Eukaryota; Bacillariophyta; Bacillariophyceae; Naviculales; Naviculaceae.